AUGUUCGGGUUAGAGUUGUCAGUUGACCAAACUCAAACUCCAUAUCCUUUAAUUAAUUAUACAUUUGGUACGAAAGAAGCGCAGCCUGAAGAAGAUCCUUCCGUGGCGGCAAGAUUAGCGCGUUUACAAAAUGAUUAUGAGGUGACUGGUAUGCGAAGGACUGUAGAGGGUGUUUUAGUAGUUCAUGAACAUAAUCAUCCUCACGUACUGAUGUUACAAAUUGCCAAUUCAUUCUUCAAAUUACCUGGAGAUUAUUUAAAACCUGGUGAAGAUGAAAUUGAAGGUCUUGAAGCCAGAUUAGAUGAACGUUUAUUACCUGUUGUAACAUAUAACAGUAAUGCGCCUAAAGAGGAGUGGCAAAUUGGAGAAUGUUUAAGUGUUUGGUGGCGACCGAAUUUUGAAACCUUUAUGUAUCCAUAUAUACCCGCACAUGUAACAAAACCAAAAGAACAAAAGAAGAUUUUUUUGGUUCAUCUUCCAGAAAAAAAAGUAUUGUCAGUUCCUAAGAAUAUGAAAUUAUUGGCAGUUCCAUUAUUUGAACUUUAUGAUAAUUCACAACGUUAUGGACCACAAUUAUCCGCAAUUCCUCAUUUACUUA
Molecule: messenger RNA, 598 nt
Organism: Diversispora eburnea
Lineage: Eukaryota; Fungi; Glomeromycota; Glomeromycetes; Diversisporales; Diversisporaceae
Source: the annotation of a GenBank genome assembly